Pimephales promelas (fathead minnow) is the source of this 4757-nucleotide messenger RNA. The record is from RefSeq and is a predicted model, not a curated record. Lineage: Eukaryota; Metazoa; Chordata; Actinopteri; Cypriniformes; Leuciscidae.
UUUCAAUUAACUGUCGAUCACUCUCUCUCCUUGCAUGGGCCGUAUUGUCAGAGAGGCGCGCGGGCGCAUGUGUGUGUUUGUGUUUGGUUCACUCCUCCACUCCACGGCGCAGGAUCUUUCCAUCGCUUCCGCGGAAGAACCCGUCUCUGCUGUCCCAUUUAAGAUGGAGCUGUCUGCGGCAGGCGACCGUGUGUUUGCCGCCGAGGCCAUUCUGAAGCGCCGCGUCCGUAAGGGACGGAUGGAGUACCUAGUGAAAUGGAAAGGAUGGGCAAUAAAGUACAGCACAUGGGAACCUGAGGAGAACAUCCUAGAUGAACGACUGGUUGCAGCAUUUGAACAAAAAGAGCGAGAACAAGAGAUGUAUGGACCUAAAAAGAGAGGCCCGAAACCUAAAACGCUGCUUCUAAAGUCAAGAGCGCAGGCUGCAGACACUUCCCCAAGAGUCCCGGAGUUCAAGCAUAGUCGUCCUCAGCUGCAUUCCAAGCUUCCUCCGCCCUUAGCUGCACCGUCCUACACCCCAACUGCCCCAUCUAAUGCUAAACUACAGUCGGGCGCUGCUCAGCCCAAACUGAAAAAAGACAUUCACCGCUGCCAUCGCAUGGCACGGCGUCCCUUGCCCCGCCUGGAUCAAACAGUCGGUCCCUCCGGUCCUUUUUCUUCCCGCCCAACAGUCAGUCCCUUUUCGGAAACGGUCCGUAUUCUCAAUCGAAAAGUCAAACCCAGGGAAGUGAAAAAGGGACGGGUCAUUCUGAACCUCAAAGUGGUUGACAAGGCUGGGAAUGGCGGAGUUGCUAAUAGCAGAAGGACACAUGUUCCCGCUACCCAGCAGUCCCAUUUCGGGAGGCAGAAAAUUCCAUCCCGGAACAGGGUGAUUGGUAAAAACAGGCGGUUUGGAGAAGUGUCCUACCGAGGAAUCCAGCCCCCAAUUAGGAGUUCUGGGUUUCCUGUUUUCGGAAAACUCUUCGAUUCUCACUCUCUGAGCAGUGCAGACAACCAGACUCAAAGUGGAGAGAGUCGCAACAACACAAACAAUCUCUCUUCCUCCAAAAGUUCAAAGGUCCUGGACGUGUCCAAAGGUCAGACUCUCAAUGAUGAACUGCCUCCGUCAAACUCAAGCUCGGAAGUUUCAGACGGCGAGCCACCCUCGCCGCGACAAACCCAAUUCCAGCAUUCCUCAUUAUCACCCAAAACCUCUGCAACCAACUCCCAAGAUCCUGCCCUUCACAAAGGGGGCGCUCAACCCGUGGCAUCCAAAAACAGCUCGGGUCCUUCUGCUCUUCCGUCCUCUCCUAUGUUUUCCUCUUCGUCCUCUGCGUCGUCAUCCUCAGAAGACAACGAACACAUUCUGGACCUCUCCGUACCUCAUGAAAUGGACAGGCGAUUGCGGCGACGGCAUCCCUUCUCUGGCCGUCGGCAGCUCAAGGUUCCAGAAGUUCCCGUGUCAGAGGAGCCGUCGGAGGAAGAAGAUUUGGACUGGCAUCCUGACAUGACAUCCCGAUGUGCCAAUGUGGUCGUUACGGAUAUCACAGCUAACCUCCUCACCGUAACCAUCAAGGAGUUCUGUCACCCACCAUCCGCCACCUCUCCUCCCUGCUACCCCAAAAAUGUAUCAGCUCAACACGACACACAACAACCAAAGCAUCCCCCUGGCAAAACAUGUCUAAAUAUCCCUGUUAUCUUUUUGUUUCUUUCCAUUACUGAUUUUUUAACCGCCACCCUGAAGUUCAUCGUUGUAAUUUUGGCCGCCGGGAUGGUGGCAUUUAUCGGAGCGGUCAUCUGCAUCAUCGCCGCAGUCCACAGCGGAUCUCCACCGGCAUCCGCGGCCGCAGCACAGCCCCUGGCCGACAACCAGUCGCUGUCACCGGGCGCAACCGGGAAGGCUUUUUCCUCCGGAUCCGUCGCUCGACCAGGACCGCUGGACGCUCUCCACGGCACUGAUGCGACAAGCAGAGAACGAGGGGGACCGGAGGCGCCAACAUUCUACGGUUUGACGGGACUAGGGACCGGUGGAAGCGAACAACAGGUCACCUACAGCAGACUCAUCUGCACCCCUGUCCCCGCCGGUGAGUGCAACCCGAAAAACUUUCAGCAACAAGCGGACGACCAGUCGUUAUACGCGGGAGAGGACUGGGGGUACCUCCGCACCACCGCCGAGGAGCUCCGACAGACCGUCCUACAGCAGAAAGAUGAGAUCCUCACCGAUCAGAGAACUAUACGGGAGCUAACGGUAAAGCUUUCGGAAUGCGAGAGUGGCUUGAAGGGACGGAAGGUCCCGGAACGGAGCGCUGGACUUGGGGAUGCGCGAAAAGACAAUAAGGAGCAACUCAUGAUGCGGGACGAUGCGGGAUCCUCAGUGCGGACGGCUCAUGCGGUGGAGGAGCUGGGGUAUGCCAUAACUCAAAUGAAAGACCGCAUUGAGAAACUGGAGUCUGAAAUGGCAGUGCCAGCGUUCAAUCAUUCAGACUCAAGCUCACAGAAAGCAGCAGGUGCUGCCUCUAGCGCUGCCCGUACACCAGUGGCAGCUGCACAGAGACGAGUGGAGGAUCUGGAAGGACAACUGAAGAGAAAGAUAAAACUGCUGGAGGAAGAGAGGAAAGCUCUGCGCAAAGAGACACAGAAACAUCAGGAGGAUAUUGAUUAUGGACUGGACACUGUACACCAACGGAUAAGCACUCUGGAGAAAGGUGUCUCUGAGAACAAGUUUCCAGAGGGUUACAGGCUCUCAUUUCCUGUACGGAGCGCUUCCAUGUAUGCUAUCAUAAAGCAGGAAAUCCCUGUUCUCCACACUCUGACUGUCUGCAUGUGGCUCAAACCUGGAAAGAGCAUCUUGGGAACAACAGUUUCUUAUGCUGUUUCUGACCAGAGCCAUGAGUUUGUGCUUCAGCAGUUGGUUCAUGGGCCCAUUGAGCUCAUCAUUAAUAAUGAGGUGGCGCUGAUACCUCUCAACUUAACAGUGGGCAGAUGGCAGCAUAUGUGUGUGAGCUGGAACCGGAGAGCUGGAGCGUGGCAUGCCUACCUAGGGGGCAAGCUAAAGAGUGAAGGAAGUGGCCUGGCAACCCGUCACAGCAUCCGACGGGGAGGAACCCUCAUGCUUGGCCAAGAACAGAGCUCAAUGGGCGGUCUUCGUUUCGAGGUGUCGCGGGCUAUGGUGGGAGAGCUGUCUCAGUUUAAUGUGUGGGACCGGCCACUUUCACACGUAGAGCUCUCUGCUCUUGCGCACUGCAGCACAGGGAUGCUGGGUAACGUAGUCCCGUGGACCAGCCGUGAGGUAGAGGUUUUCGGAGGCGUCACCAAGCAACCGGCCGAACAUUGCCAGCAUCGCACCAGUGCCAUACAGUGAUGGACGACUGAGGGGUUGUUUAAAGUGUCAGAGAUGGUUUCAGAAAAGAUUCAUCAGAAACCCAAGCCACCAUCAGAUAUGUAUGUUGAUUUCAAGGCAAAGGUUUUUAUUAGUGGUGUUUGCUGAAACAAGCCUCACUAUCAUUACAGCUCAGGGUUAGUGUUUUGAACAAACCCCUAACCCGUAGUGUUAAAUUUCAGCGCAUAUAGCUCGACCCACACCAUUUGUGCUACAAACAAGAAUGAUACCUCAAAUUGUGUGACUUGUUGAGGAAGAGUGUGCUCUUAUUUUUUAAGCAAGCCAAAAAAAAUUCACUUGGUGGAUGAUAAAAAAUGGGUGCAAAUAUUCUAUAGAUUUACUGAGUCACAUUUACUGUUGUUUGGUGAAUUUUCGCAAAUGAAAUACAGUCUUUUUAAAAGGAAUCCAGGCGAAUUAUUUAAAUUGGUCAUGAUGUGACCAUUGACCAAAAGAAAGCUUCUUGGUUUGAAAGUGACUUGUGAGCUAUUCUUUACAUACUGUUUGCGAAUUUUGGAGUCUGGGAAAUUUUCGGCCAAAUUCGACCAUAUCUAGGGACCAGAUUAUCUUAUCCAAUAUUAUUGGCUCUUUACCACUUACCAAUGUCCUAGCAACCACCUUAGCAAUAUACUAAAGACCAUUCUGGCAAACGCAUAGCAAUGCCCUAGCAAAACCUUAGCAUCAUGGGGUGGGUUUUGCAUGAGAAUGUUUUAAGUUAUUGAAAUUUUUUGUACUAGUGGCAAACAUUAUUUGAUGUUCGAUCUUCAGUCUCAGUACUUGAUAAAAGGAUUUAUUUUUUACCGUAGUUCAAAGUUUGCAUACUCUUUCAGAUUUGUUGUUAUUUAUGCAAUGUAGCCUAUUUGAUUGAGAUUAGAUUUGAAAAACACACACACAAACUGCUGGGAAUUUGUUUGCUUUCACUCUGCCAUUUUUUAUACUAGGUUUUUUUGUAUGUUUGAUCUAUUCAAGUUUUUUUUUUUUUUUGAUGUUUUUGAAUCACACUGUUUCUAUGGUGAUCACUCUAACAGGCUGAAUCCUAUUGGUCAGGCCAGUCCUGAAUUCUCCUCCAUUAAAAACCCUUUAACAUCAUCAGAUUCACGUCGAAUUAGAACGAACGACAGAAACAUGAGCUGUUUAAGAAGGCAUUUGGCCAGAUGAAUACUUCAGCAAUAUUUCAACGAAUAGCUAUUAAUUAACCUUUAAAGCCAUAGUUUUGAAACCCUUUAUAAUGUGGCAUCUGCAAUGACAUGCUGUUUUCAGUGUUCCUGUUCAAUGUAAUCUGCAAAUAUCCACAGACAAACAAAUAUCUUCUCAUGCUGAGAAAUGAGCAAAUAUAGCCUAGCAUAUAUAGAUUUAUAAAAAUAAAAAAAAUCUACUCAAAAUUAUAUUUGUAAAAUAAGCA